UCCGUAAACCGAGAGCCAGCGGCUAAGCGCGCGGGAGCGCGCGCUGUUAGUUCGCAUGUGUAGCUACCUUAAAGCGGCAGCGCGCUUCAUGAGGACUGACGGAGAAGCGGAUUUUAAUGUCUUUUAUCAGAGGGUUUAUUUCGUGUCUUUCUGACUGAAAUGUGAGCCCGGGUUCAGUGUACGUGGUGUAGGACAGCGGGUUUAUUAUAUCUAUAUUAUAAAUUAUUUAUAUAUAUAUAUAUAUAUAUAUAUAUAUAUAUAUAUAUAUAUAUAUAAAGGCGCAGGAGUAUCGUUGCUAGCGUAGGCGCUAAUAAAGAAAGAAUCUACAACAAAAACGGUGAUGACUUCCGCUCGCUCCCGCUGAGGUGAUCCAGGCGGACAGGUGAUGGAGGUGUGAGGAUAGAAAGGGAGCGGGAGCGGGAGCGCGCACGGGGAUGAUGAGUAACGUGAACGUGAACGUGAACGCGCAGAGUCCCGACUUCGUGCUCAUGCGCUUGGUUUCUGCAGCGGAGUAUGAUGACCUGGAGCCGGAGCCUGAGGAGGUCCUGUCCCCUCAUCAGAGAGUGGAGAAGAACAGCGGGAUACCUCCCGGAGGUGUUGGAGGUGGUGGAGGCAGAGAGGAGCCGAACUACAGCUCAGACACACAGACCUGUCAGUGGAUCCCUGUGCUCAGACUCAGUAACAGUGAGGAAGUUCAGGAAGGACUCUGUUACAGACAUGGACACCUGAAGGAGCGAUUGAGAGGAGACAAACCCACAGAUGGUCACCUUACGCCCACAGACACGCUCAGAACUGGGACCAGGACCUCCACCCUGGAUCCCGUGUUGAACUUGGCACCGCAGCUGAGUGAGACCGGACCGAGAACAGACGUGUCCCGGAAGGAGGAUGGAGACGCCUCGGUGUGUUCCUGUCAGACUGGAGAGGAUCCGAGUGAGACCAGUGAUGCCCUGCUUGUUUUGGAGGGUUUGGGUACAAACCAAGUAGGACAUAAGGGGGGUAUGAGGGAGCAGACGGUUCUCACCCAGACUCUGAGCGACUCCACGUCUCUGAGCGGACUGAUGUGCCAGCUGACUUCUGACCCCUGCUGCCCGAAUGACCCCACCGCUGCCACCUCGGCCCCUCCCAGCCGCCCACCCACUCCCAAACACGUGGGCUCGUCCCUGCAGCUGUCGGCGUGCGGCUCAGGGGGCUCCGGGGGCUCAGGGUGCAGGGACAGGGAGCGAGGGAAGUCCAGGAAGGGAUCGCUCAAGGUGUGUUUGAGUAAACUGUUCCGCACCAAAAGUACCGGCAGCGCCCACGCAAGUCAUGUGACCAACAAGAGGCCGUCCCUCACCUCCUCCACUUCGUCUGGAGGCAGCCUUGUAGACCUGUUCGGCUCCGGAGAUCCCGACACACCCAGGUCUCAGAUGGUCCGGCCUCACAGUGACUCUUACUCUCCUGUUCCCUUCACUGGUGAGACCAUGUCUCUGGUGGAUGUGGACAUUUCUCAAAGGAAUGUAAACUCUCUCCAUCCUCCCACUCCUCCUCCUCCACCCAGGAGAAGUCUCAGCUUGCUCGAUGAUUUGGGAGCACCUCAGGCCGGACGCUUACUCUCCUCAGCGCAGUCACUACAGCCGUCACACACACAUUCUUACACACACAUUCAACACAGCUUGAGUCUGAACGAUACGACUCUUCGCAGUGUCCUGCCCAGGCCACACCCCCUUCAGAAUGACAGCCAAUCGGGUGUUCCGGUGCAGCGCCAGUCCCUUUUGUGUCCUCUGACCAGCAGCUUCGCCACCAGCCUUCGAGAGCUGGAGAAGUGCGGGUGGUACUGGGGGCCGAUGAACUGGGAGGAUGCAGAGAUGAAGCUGAAGGGGAAGGCAGACGGCUCGUUCCUGGUGCGAGACAGCUCAGACCCACGCUACAUCCUCAGCCUGAGCUUCAGAUCACAGGGGGUCACACACCACACUCGCAUGGAGCACUACAGAGGAACAGGAAGUGGUGAAAAAGAGGAAGUGAUCCAAUUCUAAAGAAAACACUUGUUCCCUUUAAGACACUCACAGCUCCCUCAUUAACAGUAUAAAGUUCCUCCUUUUUCUUCUUUCAUUUUCUCAGAAUUAGAAUGAGAUAUACAACUUCAGGAGCUAAACACAGCCAGGGGUGCCAAUACUUUUAAUCAAGGGGUCUUCUCCUUUAGUUACAUUUUAAAAGUCAUUACAAACUAUAUGAAAGGGCACUGGGUAGAGUGUAGAGGUGGGCCAUGUUAGACUCUAGUGCACAAAUGCCCCAGCUGUGCUUACAGGGUCCCUCAGAGAGAAGGUGAGUUCUGUUCUGUCCCAAAAAUGCAGCUUUUGGUUCAUCACAGUGCAGCAUAACACACACUGAAGUGCACUCUGAAGACUGCCCUCUUUCUCAUACACACUUACAGACUAGAUCCUGAUUGGCUAGAGUCACUGUGAUUGACAAGAUGUAAAAAAGUGUUUGCCCCCUAAACCUAAUCACUGCUUGGGCCGCCCUCAGCAGCAACAACUGUAAUCAAGCGUGUGUGAAAACUUGCACUGUUUCUGCACUGUGGAGGAAUUUUACUCCACUCAUCUCUGCUGAAUUUUGUAACUCAGCCACAUUGGAGGGUCUUCCAGCAUGAACCCCCUUUUAAAGGUCAUGCCACAGCAUCUCAAUAAGAUUCAGGUCAGGACUUUGACU
Molecule: messenger RNA, 2685 nt
Organism: Silurus meridionalis
Lineage: Eukaryota; Metazoa; Chordata; Actinopteri; Siluriformes; Siluridae
Product: suppressor of cytokine signaling 7-like
Exons: 7
Coding region: 435-2012 (525 amino acids)
Biological process (GO): phosphatidylinositol phosphate biosynthetic process
Cellular component (GO): phosphatidylinositol 3-kinase complex
Molecular function (GO): 1-phosphatidylinositol-3-kinase regulator activity
Source: RefSeq, a predicted model, not a curated record